Messenger RNA from Pseudocercospora fijiensis CIRAD86, 1302 nucleotides. RefSeq lists its product as uncharacterized. The transcript has 2 exons. Gene Ontology annotation, biological process: secondary metabolite biosynthetic process. The record is from RefSeq and is a predicted model, not a curated record. Bases 1 to 1302 code for a protein of 433 amino acids. Lineage: Eukaryota; Fungi; Ascomycota; Dothideomycetes; Mycosphaerellales; Mycosphaerellaceae. Gene Ontology annotation, molecular function: FAD binding.
AUGGGUUCCACAGAAACUACCAGUCCGCUCCACGUCGCCAUCGUCGGAGGAGGUCUCUGCGGCAUAGCCCUAGGAAUCUCUCUCAAAAGACGAAAUGUCCCCUUCACGCUUUACGAAAGCAGAUCAUCCUUCACAGAAAUCGGCGCCGGAAUAAAUUUCAGUCCCGCAGGAGUCAGAGCACUACGUCUCAUCGAUCCAUCCCUAGGAGAGAAAGUCUUCCAACUCGCCACACGCAACGAGCCUCCGAACGAAGAUGUCUGGAUGUACUGGAGAUACGGAGCACCAGGCCCAAACCACCAAGACGGCGAACUGAUCAAGACAAUUCUAUCUCCCCCUACAGGUAGCAUGACAUUACAUCGCCAAGAACUCCUCAAAGCGCUAGCCGAAGAGAUGGGUAGCGAGAACGCGAAGUUCAAUAAGAAGCUCGAAUCCUACUCGCAAGACGAUACCAGCGUCACAUUAAUUUUCGCCGACGGCACGGCAGAGAAAGCCUCAAUCCUCGUCGGCUGUGAUGGCAUCCACUCCAAAGUCCGAACAACCAUGUUCGGCCCCAAAAGCAACCUCAGCAAAGCCGUCUUCUACGGCAGCAUUGUCUACCGAGCCGUCCUCUCAAUGUCCCAACUCGUCUCCGAAAUCGGGGAAUCCGCUCGCUCAGCGCAGAUCCUAAUGGGACCGGGCGGAUACCUGAUCACAUAUCCCGUCAACAGUGGUAAGAAUGUAAAUUGUGGUUUCUGGGCUUACAGGAAAGGUAUGGAAUGGGAUCCGGACAGUGAGUGGCUGAUGCCGAAUCAAGGAGAGAGUUUUCGGAAAGAUCAGGAGGGAUGGGGGGAGACGGUGAGGAGGGUUUUGGGGUUGUAUGAGCGGGAUCCGGCGAUGUGGGCGGCUUUUGAGCAUGGAUGUCAGCCGGAGAGGUUUGCGGAGCAAAGGGUGAUUUUGAUUGGGGAUGGGGCGCAUAGUAUGCCUCCGCACCAAGGCUCCGGUGCUGCCACCGCUGUUGAAGACGCAUACGUCCUCGGCGAAGUCUUGUCACUUCUCCAAGGUUCUGAUGAUCACAAAGCUAUCGUGGAAGCUCUAAGAGCCACCGACCAGAUUCGUAAGCCAAGAUUUCAGCGUGUUCACAGGUACUCAUCAGAGGGCGGACCAAGAUGGUUUGACUUCUACAAUCAAACACUAGAGGGCCUUGACGUUGAGGCAUGGAUCAAAGAGGGCGAGGCACGAUUGAAUUGGAUUUGGUCUUUUGAUUUGGAGGCUCAUGCUGAGGAAGCGAAAGCUUUGUGUCGUGAAAGAGUAGCUCAAAGAUAA